GAGGACUACUCUAAACCAAUUAGGAAAGACAGUCAAAAUGGAAACCGUGAAAAUUAAUGAAAAUAAAAUUAAAAACAAAGUAUGUGACUACGUUUAUUUCGCUAUUUCAAAUAUACCAAACGAACUUAGAGCUGCUGAUUUGAGGGCUCAUUUUUCUUCAUUAAUAGAGAGUCGAUGUUUUAUUUGUUUCCAUUAUCGUCACAGACCACAAAAGGCAGACAACACAACUUGUAACACUCGUUACACUGACGCUGACAGUCACAACGUAAUCAAACGUUGUUGUGUCGUUCAAAUCCAAAAAUGUAAAUGUGAAGAAUUGCUAAAAUUGCACAACAGUCAUUGGACUAAUGCCAGUGGGGAAACUUUAAGAGAGCUUUGUUUCAUAAAAUCUAUAUUGAUAAAAUUAACGGACAGUGAUGAUGACAAACAAGAUUCUGUCGCAGAAGAGGUAUUAUUAGCAAUGCCUGAACUCAAUCCUCCACCAUUGAUGCCUAAUGGAAAUGUAGGAACUCCAACUUUAGUCUUUCUAGAUCUUAUCCAGCAAUGUUUACUCCCACAAAGUCUUGUCAGCAAAUUACAACUGAAAUUUCCAAAAACGGCAGCGAAAAGAAUGUAUGGCAAUGUCAACUUUGAGUAUGAUAACAGAUUAGGUUCUCAUAAACAUUCUAAUGAUAACAAAGUCAUGAAUGCUAGUACAUUUUCUGAACUUGAUAAAAAAACAUUAUUAGUCCCAAAGAAAUAUUACACACGAGUGUUGCAUUCAAAGAAACUGUUGCACAAUAUGAACAAUAAAAACAUCAGUGGUAAUGAAGAGCCGUCUUGUAAAUGUCAGUCAAACCAAACAGAAACUAAAGAUUUAAGUUUCAGUUACACUACGCAAAGUGAAAAAGACAAUCAUAGAAAUAAUGAUCAAGAAACAUGCACUCCUACUGUCCAAGGCCUUUUAUUAAAUGCUCAGGGCUCCUCAUCUACUGCUCAGGGCACCAUCAGUUCAGCUGAUCAUGGCCCUUCAUUAACUGCUCAUGGCUCCUCUUCGGAUGAUUAUGGCCCAGCAUGGACUGCACAGAGCACCUCAUCUUCUGUUCAGGGCCCUUCAACAACUGCUCAAGGCUCCUUUUCAUUUGACCAUGGCCCUCCUCAGAGCCCCUUAACUAAUUCAUCACAGUUACCAGGGUUGACCAACAGAGAAAAAAAAAGGCUUUUGAAAAAAGAGAAUCAAAUGAUGAAACUGUUGAUGGCUGAAGGAAUAGAAGAAAAGCUCAUCUUUUUGGAGCAGCGUUAUCAUGAUGAAGAAGCUGCAGAAGAAUGGGAUAUUUGCGAAGCUAAUGAAGAUGAUCCCAGUAAUCAAGAGAGAAAUAAAGAGAGACUGUAUGAUGAACAUAUUGAAAUGCCUUGGGAGAAGGGUGGGGCUGGAGUCAAUUUUUACACAGAUGCUGUGUACUGGCAACAACAAGAAGGAGAUUUCGAUGAACAGACAACAGAUGAUUUAGAUGUUGACUUUAGUGCCUAUGAAGAGCCAGGAACUGGGGAUAAAGAUAUCAAAGAUUUCUUGAAAAUACGUCAAGAGGCAAGGUUUCGUAGUGGUUACGAUAGCACAGAUAGAUUUUCUAUAGGCAUUGGUAGACAUCUUCAGAAAAUAAAUCCAUGUAAGUCUAGCAUCAAGAAAAAAGUAGAUCAGCAACCAAUAGGAGUAUUUGAGAGACACACUAAAGGCUUUGGUCGUAAAAUUAUGGAGAAACAAGGCUGGACAGAAGGCACCUGUUUGGGAAGUUCUCAACAUGGUCUUAUUACAGCAUUGAAGGGGGAAGGUCAAAGCGCACACAAUAAAAGAGGACUUGGGUAUAUAGAACACAAGCAAGUAUAUGGAACACGCAAAAAACAUAAAGACAAUAUCUACAUCUCAACAGCCUAUGAUAAUCCAAAUGAAACAGAUCCUAAAGAACCCUUAUUACAGAGAGCAGAGCCUUCGACUCUAAAGCAUCGACCUUGUCACAUAAAUAAAUUUCAAACAUUCGAUUCAUCAUAAUGUAAACAAAUAAAUGUUUGUUCCAUUGACUGAGAAUUUUAAAUAAAUGAUAGA
Biomphalaria glabrata is the source of this 2080-nucleotide messenger RNA. RefSeq names its product G patch domain-containing protein 3-like. The record is from RefSeq and is a predicted model, not a curated record. Gene Ontology annotation, biological process: negative regulation of RIG-I signaling pathway; negative regulation of type I interferon production; positive regulation of DNA-templated transcription. Bases 38 to 2026 code for a protein of 662 amino acids. The transcript is spliced from 6 exons. Gene Ontology annotation, molecular function: nucleic acid binding. NCBI's taxonomy places the organism in Eukaryota, Metazoa, Mollusca, Gastropoda, Planorbidae.